AUGUCCUUGAAGAAUCGUGUACAUCUGAAACGACGAAAAUUGCAACAAAAACUUUGGCUAAAACAAGAGCAUGAGCUGUGCCGUUUGCAAUUUGCAGAGAAGCACGUUUAUACGAAUAAGAAAUGGCGAACAGUCGUAUUUACCGAUGAAAAGAAGUUCAAUUUAAAGAAACCUGAUGGCUUCCACUACUCUUAUCGUGAUUUACGAAAGGAUAUAUUGAAACGAUUGACGAACAAAUUAACACGUGAGCGACAUGAAUUGCCGAAAGUAAGUUUACAACGUGAUAAUGCGAAAGCAGUAAAACAAUACCUCGCACAUCAAGGAAUUCAUUCAGCCAAGUCUCCGGACUUGAAUGUUAUAGAAAAUUUUUGGGCGAGUUUGACGACGGAAUUUCAUGUACCAGAAUGGAAGAUAAUCCGCAAAUAUUAA
Heterotrigona itama is the source of this 429-nucleotide messenger RNA. NCBI's taxonomy places the organism in Eukaryota, Metazoa, Arthropoda, Insecta, Hymenoptera, Apidae. The record is from the annotation of a GenBank genome assembly.